UGGUGAAAAUAUUUUCAUUUAAUAUUCAUAAACGUAUACAGUAGAAAGUAAUGUCAUUAUUUCUGUAAGUGCUGUGUAAGUGAAACGAAAUAUAAGUAUUUAUGCGUGACAUUUAAUGCUGUAUAUAUCUUUGACAAUAUUAAAUAGAAUAACUACACUACCAUGGCUGCGAAAAUAUUUUCAUCAUAAUUAGAAGUAUUACGAUGUUCUGUUUAUGAUAUGAAAUAUCAUAAUGACACACACCUGAGACCUUAGUGUUCAGGUGAAGGAAAACACCAAGUGAGAAAUACCACUUCAAAAGGACAAUUGAUUGGGACAACAAUGCAUGUUUAAUAUUCCAAUAUCUCUAGUACCGUACCAUACACAGAUUUAGGCUUGAUUUCAACUUCUCAGGUCAAACAGGGUUAUGUAAAUUGGACACACGUUUGAAAGUGAUAUGAAAUGUUUAAGUAGUUAUAGCAAAAGGGAUAAAUAAGAAUAAAUACGUCGAUUACACUCGGAUGUUGGAGGAUUGUUGUGUCAACUACCAGACAGGGGCAGGAGAUAGAAUAUACAGUGUAUACAAAUGCAAACAAACGCAUUGUGAUACGAAAUAUCUUACGCUAACAUCAGCCAUUAUGUUGAAUAAAUUUGGAUUUUAAAGCUCGGAGCUAUAAGCAGAAGUUGUUGGUGCGGUGAAGUGUGUAAAUUCGGACAUUAGACCUGCAGGACCAAUGAACAAAGACUGAUUAGUGAUUCACGCACUUAUUGAACGCCUUGGUUGCGAGUAACAUGUAAAUGCUGUCGAAGCAUAAUGUUCAGUAGAUUAUUUGAUUCAACAAAGUAUAAACGGGGUCGAUAACACAGUACAUCAAAUAGUGUCGUAUUGAUUCAUGGUUUAUUCACGUAUCGAUAAAGGAUUGGCGCAUGACUUUCACUACCGGUUUAUUCUAAACUUACUAACCGUGGAUCGUAAUCCACAAAUGAAGCAAUAAAUCUGAGUAAUAAAAGCUAGAAGAUGUGAAAAGUGAUAAAGAAAACAGUGUCGUAGCUUUGUUAACCUGAGAAUAAAGAGUGCUUUUAAAAAAACGAAGGAUAUAAAUUCAAAAUGUCUUCUGGUGAAAAUGAAGCAGCAGCCGACAAUAUGUCGUCUGCUUCAGGGUCACACACUUCAGAAGAUGUUCACAUUACAGAGGAUUCAAUUUACAAACCAGAACCUGACGACGCGUUCCAAGAAGCCAUUGAUAAACUAGAUGAUCUGAAUCUAGAACCGGACACUUCUCUGCCUGACUAUGAAGACAACGAGAACGGCUCUGUUGGUGAGCAUUCAGUUGACAGUAAAGAAGAGAAGACAGAUGAUAAAGGUGAUGUUAUUGCCAGUGGUGUGAACAAAAAGGCCGAAAAAGGACAACAAACUAAAGAUGAAUCAAAACCAAAGAAAAAGGGGUCUUUGUUUGAUAGACUGAAACGAUUAACAAAGUUUGAAAAGAAAUCUGGUGGCCACAAAGAAACGAACUUGUCAAAAUUCCGAGGAGUAAAAGUAGACCGCUUACCAGUAUGUUUUGUGGCAAAAUAUAUAGGACACCGUGAAACAAAGGGAGUGUUCGGUUUAGAACAUGUUCGAGAACCAGUGGAUGACUUAAUUGCUAAGGUCAAGGACGAUCUUGUGUCUAUGGACAGGGUGGAGCUACCCCUGUGUUAUUUGGUGUUCUCACCGAAAGGGAUUGACGUAAGAGAGCAUCCUUCAAACAAGGUCCGUGAUGCGGUGCAUUAUGGUCUUCAUCCCAUUGAUUUUAUUUCGUACGGUGUCCAGGAUAUGAAAUACUGGCGCGUGUUUACAUUCAUUGUUGUCAACGAGAUGGGUUAUAACAAGAAGAAAACAGAGUGUCACGCAUUUAUUGCAGACCAAAGUCAGAAUGCAAGGAAGAUGGCGCUAGCUCUUGCCGCAUGUUUUCAGGUAUACAAAAAGAAGCUUACUGCAGAAGGGAAAAGACACAACUUCCAAGUUGAGCUAAGACCUCCGGAUGAGCUGUCUGGGGAUCUUCAAAAUGAUGUAGAAGCUUGAAGGAGUGCAUAGUGAUAUUAGUAAAGGUUUCAGUGAACCAUUCGCCAUAUUAACACUCCGUCCUAGCUGCAUUUACCCAGUGAAGAUAAGGGAUUGAGGUCAUAAAAGUAUUUAUACUUAUUAAGUACCCAAACAACUCAAAUUUGGAAGCGAAUGCACGUCUUUUUUGUUUAACUAUUUAAUUUGUCGUGUAUGGCUUACCGUAUCAAAUUAGAGGGCAAUAGGACUUUGCUAAAUCUUGAGAAAUGGCUUCUUGCAUGGUUUGUGUCUGAUAUUAUAUAUAAAGGUAUAAUAAUACUAUGUAACCUGUACUUGUAAGUAUUCUGUAAAGCAUUAUAUCAUCUUAUCUACGUAUGGGUCAUCUUUAAGUGACACUCUUAUUCAAAAUCAACACAUACACAGGCAAACAUAAAUUUUGACUGAUAUACCUUUAACUACUUACUAAAUAAUGCAUUUAUGAAAUAUAUAAAUUACUGAUAACAAGAUUGUAACCGUGUUUUUUAUAGCUGAAAACGCAAAAAAUAUUAAAUGAUUGGUGAAUGCUAAAAGAUUUAGAGAGAUCUACUUUUGUCUCAUAAGGUAGAAAUACCGUGUUUUCUGCACAUUUCUUUCAAAUGAAACUCGGAAUCCUUCAUAAGAACCAUUAUUUUCGACAUUUAUUCGUCCUUUCUGGUAUAUUUAAACAAUUGUAUUAAUUGAGGUAAAUCUAAAUCUGAUUAAUAGUGCAUCUUUAACAACACACGUAUCGUACGAUUGAGGUUUUUCAAAUAGAUAUUUCUGAGAAGUUUAAAGAAUAUCUUUUUUGAAACUAAUAGCUUUAUGGCUCAGUUAAGGUAAUGUUUUUUAGGUUUUGAAAGUAAAACUUAAAAUUUAGUUUGAAACGAUCGCUCCAAAUUUUACUGAAUUUCUUGGUCUUUCAAUAUUUUUUUUCGUACGGUCGUUGAUGAGACAGAAACGUGACCAUUAUUGAUAAAUGUCAUGUAUGUAUACAUGUGUUCAGUAUUAGAAUAUUUACAAGUAUUUUUCGCUUAUGAGUCAUAUCAAAAUGAAUAUUCUUUAAAGCAUUUAAAAUGUUAAUAUAUAGUUUAUAAUAUCAAUAUUGAUAAAACAAUUAUAUUUUGCAAAACAUUUUAACCCGAAGUUAUUAUAAUAUUUUAGUCAUUUUCAGAUAUUGUCCAACAUGUUGUUAAACAUAACCAUGCUGCUUAUUUUAAAUUCAAUGUAACAUACAAUGCUAUUAAAAGUGUAAAAAUAUCAAAG
Molecule: messenger RNA, 3304 nt
Organism: Mya arenaria
Lineage: Eukaryota; Metazoa; Mollusca; Bivalvia; Myida; Myidae
Exons: 2
Coding region: 1088-2044 (318 amino acids)
Source: RefSeq, a predicted model, not a curated record